Rattus norvegicus (Norway rat) is the source of this 2229-nucleotide messenger RNA. RefSeq names its product cardiotrophin 1 (gene Ctf1). Gene Ontology annotation, biological process: nervous system development; immune response. The record is from RefSeq and is a predicted model, not a curated record. Gene Ontology annotation, cellular component: extracellular region. Lineage: Eukaryota; Metazoa; Chordata; Mammalia; Rodentia; Muridae. Gene Ontology annotation, molecular function: cytokine activity.
UUGGGGUCUGAGCUAUGAUUGGCCGAGCCCGAGCCACGCCCCUAGCCCUUUCCCCCUUUUUCCCCCCCUCCCCUCCUCCUCCCCGGUAAGGGUGUGUUGAAGGAAACAGGAUCAGCCUGGGGCCAGCAUGAGCCAGAGGGAGGGAAGUCUGGAAGACCACCAGACUGACUCCUCAUUCUCAUUCCUACCCCAUUUGGAGGCCAAGAUCCGACAGACACACAACCUUGCACGCCUCCUGACCAAAUAUGCAGACCAAUUGCUGGAGGAAUAUGUGCAGCAACAGGGAGAGCCCUUUGGGCUGCCGGGCUUCUCACCACCGCGGCUGCCGCUGGCCGGCCUGAGUGGCCCGGCUCCGAGCCACGCGGGGCUACCGGUGUCCGAGCGGCUGCGGCAGGAUGCAGCCGCCUUGAGUGCUCUGCCCGCGCUAUUGGAUGCUGUGCGCCGCCGCCAGGCGGAGCUGAACCCACGCGCCCCGCGCCUACUGCGGAGCCUGGAGGACGCUGCCCGCCAGGUUCGGGCCCUGGGCGCCGCGGUGGAGACCGUGCUGGCCGCUCUGGGCGCUGCAGCCCGCGGGCCCGUGCCAGAGCCUGUCGCCACCUCCGCCCUCUUCACCUCCAACAGUGCGGCAGGCGUCUUCUCAGCUAAGGUGCUGGGGCUCCACGUGUGCGGCCUCUAUGGCGAGUGGUGCUUACAUGCAAUCUCCAUGUGUGUGCCCAGUGCUUACAUGCAAUCUCCAUGUGUGUGCCCAGUGCCCUUGGAGGCCAGAAGCAUGAAUCAGAUCUCUGGGACUGGAGUUGCAGAUGUCUGUGGGGCUGGAGAGAUGGCUCAGUGGUUAAGAGGACUGACUGCUCUUCCAGAGGUCCUGAGUUCAAUUCCCAGCAACCACACGGUGGCUCACAACCAUCUGUAAUGGGAUCAGAUGCCCUCUUCUGCUGUGUCUGAAGACAGCGACAGUGUACUCACAUACAUAAAAUAAAUCUUAAAAAAAAAAGUUCCCGGGGUUGGGGAUUUAGCUCAGUGGUAGAGCACUUGCUUAGCAAGCACAAGGCCCUGGGUUCGGUCCCCAGCUCCGAAAAAAAAGAAAAAAAAAAGUUCCCUUUAUGGAAAUCCAUCAACUCUACUAGGAUACUUAGAUUAUAAUGUGUACUUUUCAGUACAUUUGUUACUUUCAAUAAAAAGUUUGAAGUGGGCCAGAGAGAUGGCUCAGCAUUUAAGAGCACUGGCUGCUCUUCCAAAAGACCCAGGUUCAAUUUCCAGCACCCACAUGGUAACCUACAACCUUUCUUAACUCCAGUUUCAGGAGAUCUGAUGCCCUCUUUUGACCUCCUUACGCACAAAAAAAAAAAAAAAAAAAAAAAAAGAUAAAAAUGAAAAACAAUAGCAAUGGGGGCUGGAGAGAUGGCUCAGCUGUUAAGAGCACCGUCUGUUCUUCCAGAGAUCCUGAGUUCAAUUCCCGGCAACCACAUGGUGGCUCACAACCAUCUGUAAUAGGAUCUGAUGCCCUCUUCUGGUGUGUCUGAAGAUAGCUACAGUGUACUCAUACACAUAAAAUAAAUAAAUCUUUAAAAAAAACAAUAGCAACAACAAACUUUGAAAAAAAAUCAAAGGAUACACCCAGAAUCUAAUCACUUCUCUCCUUCUUGCCACCUGUAGCACCUCAGGGCAAGCCCUGUCACCCUCUCUCUUCCCUGGCCUCUGUUCCCACCUGGUAGCCCUCUGGUAUAGUCUCCACCCAUCCAAGCAUGUCCCUGUACUGCUGAAACAUUCUCAUGGACCCCUCCUCAUCCAGUGUAAACACAGGUCAGCAGAGGUUCUGUUCCCUCAGCACUGGCUUUGUUUGUGUUUUUCAAAACAGGGUUUCUCAUGCAGCCCUGACCGCCCUGGAACUCUCUCUAUAGACCAGGCCGGCCUUGAACUCACAAAUUCACUUGCCUCUGCUCCCUUCUACUUUCAUGUCCUGUAGAUAUACAUUUACAUUUAUAGCUGGGCUGUGGUGAUGCAGGCUGUUAAUCCCAGCAUUCAGGAGUUCUGUGAGUUUGAGGCCAGCCUGGUCUACAGGCCAGCCAGGGGGGAAAAACUUAGAUUCUGCAUAUGAGAGAAAUCAUGCAGUAUUUGUUGGAAUCUGACUUAUUUUGCUUAGCAUAAUGAUCUCAGUACCUUCAUUUUGUUUGAAAAUGUUAUCGUUUCAUUCUUUUAUGGUUGAAUAAAAUUCCAUUGUGUGUAAAGUAG